AUGUCCUCCAUUGGCAAAUCACCUCGUCUCGUUAAUAGGGUCAAAAGCGAAGUCACUAUUACUGGACGGCGUUCUGAUACGCUGACAUCAACCACCCCGAGCAACUCAAAGAUCCCCGUUUCAAGAACUUCCCUGACGCCACAAACCGCGUCCGAAAGGAAAAAGUUCUUAAAUCGACGGAAGUCUACAAUCGGCGAUGCUGUAUCACACCUUACACGAUCAAGUCCAUCGUCCAAAGUUAGAAACAUUAUCUACGACGGGACAUCCGAAAAAGCGAACGCAUCUUGUGACCCGGAGUUGCAGGGAACGAAGUCAUUGUAUCCAAAAUGUAUCUUUGUAAAUGUUUGCAGGGAGCACGCGAAGAAUCCAUUCCGAUGGAGAGAAUUCUUGAAGCGAUUGUGGAUAUUUGUGGGAAAGUUUGCACAGUUGGUGGUGGUGUGUGCUGUAGCGGUGAUGACAUUCAUUGGUGCUUUGCAUGUGGUGUGUUGGAUGUUAGGUGGAAAAAGCUCGAAAAGAUACAACGAAGGGGUACACGCAGAAGAUGAAAUCAUUAGCGAUAAAGAGGAGGAUGAAAAUGCUGAGGAAGAGAAGAAUCAAGCCCUCAUGGUGCUGAACCCAAAUGGGUUCAGCUUGUCUGAGACCACAUACGGCUUUAGUCUGAUUCAUUUCAUUAUGAUGAUAAUGGGUGGAUUGUUCAACUGGAUCGGUGGCAUACUAAUGCCUGGUGAGGCAUGA
Anopheles maculipalpis is the source of this 735-nucleotide messenger RNA. RefSeq lists its product as uncharacterized. NCBI's taxonomy places the organism in Eukaryota, Metazoa, Arthropoda, Insecta, Diptera, Culicidae. The coding region runs from base 1 to 735 and encodes 244 amino acids. The transcript is spliced from 3 exons. The record is from RefSeq and is a predicted model, not a curated record.